Acanthisitta chloris (rifleman) is the source of this 1280-nucleotide messenger RNA. RefSeq names its product activating transcription factor 1 (gene ATF1). The coding region runs from base 1 to 957 and encodes 318 amino acids. Gene Ontology annotation, biological process: regulation of transcription by RNA polymerase II. Lineage: Eukaryota; Metazoa; Chordata; Aves; Passeriformes; Acanthisittidae. Gene Ontology annotation, molecular function: protein binding; RNA polymerase II cis-regulatory region sequence-specific DNA binding; DNA-binding transcription factor activity, RNA polymerase II-specific. Gene Ontology annotation, cellular component: ATF4-CREB1 transcription factor complex; nucleus. The record is from RefSeq and is a predicted model, not a curated record. The transcript has 7 exons.
AUGGAAGAGGGGCACAAGGGCAGCAGCAGCAGCUCCGUGACGCCGUCCCAGAGCUCAGCCGUACAAGGUACAACCCUACAGGCAGCUCAGCUCUCUCAUAUUGCUCAACAGAUGUCUCUCAGAGGUUCUGCUCCCCUGACAGUUGUGCAGCUUCCUGGAGAGCAAGUCCAAGUCCAGGGAGUCAUCCAGACUGCCCAGUCCUCUUCUGUCAUCCACUCCCCUCAGGUGCAGACUGUGCAGGUGUCCUCCCUGUCGGAGAGUGAGGACUCGCAGGACUCCUCGGACAGCAUUGGCUCCUCGCAGAAGGCUCGAGGCAUCUUGGCUCGUCGUCCCUCCUACCGAAAAAUCUUGAAAGACCUUUCCUCUGAAGACACAAGAGACAGAAAAGGAGAUGAGGAGAGUCCUGGGGUCUCCACUGUCACCUCCAUGUCUGUUCCCACUCCCAUCUACCAGACAAGCACUGGACAGUACAUCGCCAUCGCGGCCAACGGGCUGCAGCUGGCCGGGCCGGGGGGCGACGCCGUGCAGGGGCUGCAGACCCUGACCAUGGCCAACGCCAGCGGUGCCCAGCCCGGGGCCACCAUCCUGCAGUACGCACAGACCUCGGACGGGCAGCAGAUCCUGGUGCCCAGCAACCAGGUCGUGGUGCAGACUGCCUCUGGAGACAUGCAGACGUACCAGAUCCGCACCACCCCCACCACCUCCUCCCUGCCCCAGACCGUGGUGAUGACUUCUCCCGUCACUCUGACGUCGCAGACGAGCAAGACAGAUGAUCCUCAGCUGAAACGAGAGAUCAGGCUGAUGAAGAACAGGGAAGCCGCUCGGGAAUGCCGCAGGAAGAAGAAGGAGUAUGUGAAGUGUCUGGAAAACCGAGUGGCAGUGCUGGAAAAUCAGAACAAAACUCUAAUUGAAGAGCUAAAAACUUUGAAAGAUCUUUACUGUCAUAAAAGCGUGUAAGGAGAGAAGGUCAAAACCUUUGGGACUGGUGACAUUUCAGAGGAGAUUUUUUUUUUUUUUAUACUGAAUUUUUUUAACUAGUUGAAAGGUCAAAACCCCAAACUUUUCUAUCAAGAUUUCACAGCUCCAAGACUCUGGUAUAGGUUUUAUUUACAAUGUGUUGAUGACAAAGAGGAAAUAAGAAAAUCUCCCCACACAGUUCCUGCUGGCACAACUGGAAACUGCUCCAGCCAAGGGUGCAGCUGCAGGGAAGGACAGUCCUGGGCACGAGGCAGGUGGUGAGUUUCCUUGAGAACUCCUACAAACACCUCCAGGGACAGAGG